Messenger RNA from Komagataella phaffii GS115, 453 nucleotides. RefSeq lists its product as hypothetical. Bases 1 to 453 code for a protein of 150 amino acids. The record is from RefSeq and is a predicted model, not a curated record. NCBI's taxonomy places the organism in Eukaryota, Fungi, Ascomycota, Pichiomycetes, Pichiales, Pichiaceae. The transcript has 2 exons.
AUGAGUAAUAAAGGGCUCUCAAGUCGAGUUCUGAACAUGAAGUUCAUGAAGAGCUCUGAUGAGAAAGCAGAAGAGUUCAAGACAGCAAGGGUGACGGACUCAAGUGAAUGGUCGUUGCCUAAUGCCUCCAAAAUGAAAAAGAAGUUAAGGAGGGUUCAUGUAGAGAGUGUAGGAUAUUCUGAUGCCGCAGGAUUUAGUUCACGGCGAAGAGUGUUUGGUGAGACAGAUGAAAAAUUUGGAGAGGAAGAAGUAGAAAAAUCAGAUGAAGAAACAUAUAGUAAAGACUCAGUUAAAACUAAAAAGAAAAAGAAAGGGCUGAAGGAAAGUGAAGGAUUUCUAGACGAUUUGUGGAAGAAGACCCAAGCAAAAAGAAAGUUGUCUCGGAAAGAGUCCCAGGAAGAUUUCCUAGAAGACUCCCAUCAAGAUACAAGCAAGAAGCUUCGAACUGAAUAA